Calliphora vicina (urban bluebottle blowfly) is the source of this 2210-nucleotide messenger RNA. RefSeq names its product Larval serum protein 2 (gene Lsp2). The record is from RefSeq and is a predicted model, not a curated record. Bases 25 to 2130 code for a protein of 701 amino acids. The transcript has a single exon. Lineage: Eukaryota; Metazoa; Arthropoda; Insecta; Diptera; Calliphoridae.
CGGUAUAGAGUAUGAUUUCGCAAGAUGAAGUCGUUCAUAGCAGUUGCAGUGAUUGCUUUGGCAUUUUUUGCCUUGGCCUCUUCCAAACACAUUGAGUCCAAAGUGGCGGACAAAGACUUUUUGGUGAAGCAGAAAUUUAUGCUGGAUAUUUUGCAGCAUGUCUAUCAGGAUGACGUGUUUGUAAAGAAGUACGACGAGAGCUAUGUUACCUACAAACCCUGGGAACAUGCGGAAGACUACAAUGAGAUCGAUUUGAUCAAGGAUUUCUUUGAGUUGUGGCAACAUGAUCCCAUUUAUGAUGAUGAGAUCUUCUCACCCGUCUAUGAACGUCACGUUGAGUACGCUCAUUAUCUGACGCGCUUGUUCUAUUUUGCCAAGGACUGGAAUUCCUUUACCCAUGCCGUUUACUGGGCUCGCACGCACGUGAACAAACAACUGUUCAUCUAUUCUUUGACUGUGGCCAGUAUUCACCGUGAUGAUUUGAAAGGAAUUGUUUUGCCAGCUAUCUACGAAAUUCAGCCAUGGCACUUCUUCGAUGCCGACACUUUGGAGUUGGCUGAGAAAUUCAGAAUGCACGGCUUCCACAAUGUCAAGAAAUUGGACAAUCUUCAUAAUGUGGUGAUCAAGUCCAACUACAGUAAUGUUUAUGGCGACGUCAACUAUGAACACAGCUUGUCCUACUUCUUGGAAGACAUUGGCUUCAAUGCUUUCUACUACUACUACAACUUGGAUUAUCCCCACUGGGCCAAUGGACCUGUCGGUCAUGAGUUGAACAAGGACCGUCGUGGUGAAUUCUAUCUCUUCCUGCACUGGCAAUUGUUGUCCCGUUACUACCUGGAGCGCUUGUCAGUUGAUUUGGGCGAAAUUCCACACUUCAACAUUUACCAACCCUACGAACAUGGCUACUUCAGCAAUUUGCACUACUAUAAGGGUGUAAGUUUCCCCGACCGUGACAAUCACUACAACUUCUACUACGAGGACAACUACCAAUACGCCAAGGAUAUCGAAUACUAUGGUGCUCGCCUGGCUCAGUAUGUCGAUACUACCAAUGAUGAGUACUUGGUGGCUGUAAACAAAUUGGGCAAUAUGAUUCAAGGCAACCCUGAUUCGGUCAACUUUAAAAAGUACGGCAGCUUGGACCAUCUAUAUCGUGAAUUGGUUAACGAAGGUCGUCCCUAUGGCAAAUAUGGCGAAACCUUACCAGCUAUUCUUAUGCACUACGAAACAUCUUUGCGUGAUCCCUUGUUCUAUUCCAUCUACAAGGACAUCGUCUCAUACUACUGGCGUCUAAUGGCAACAUAUCCUGAAUACAAACCCAAGGAUUUGGAAUUCCCAGGUGUUAAAAUCGAUAGCGUACACAUGCCAGAAGGACUCACUACCUACUUCGAAUACUUUGAUGCUGACAUCAGCAAUGCCGUCAACGUUGAAGUUCCCAGCAGUGAAAGCUCUGCCGAUGCUCUCUUCAAGUUCGGACGCAACUCUCAACUACAUGGCCAGAGCUUUGUAAUUAAAGCUCGUCAAUUGCGUUUGAAUCACAAACCAUUCGAAUACACUUUGGACGUGACCUCGGAAAAGAGCCAGAAGGCCAUCGUCAAGGUAUUCAUUGGUCCUAAAUACGAUGAAAAUGGUCAUUUGAUUCACUUGGAAGACAACUACAUGAACUUCUUUGAGUUGGAUCACUACGUUGUUGACUUGGCCGCCGGCGUCAACCACUUGAAACGCAGUUCCGAUGAUUUCACCUGGUAUGUAAGCGAUCGCACCACCUACUUGGAGCUCUACCAAAAGGUAAUGGAUGCCACCAAUAGUGACUACAAAUUCCCUCUCAAUCAAGAUGAAGCUCACUGCGGUGUACCCCAACGCAUUAUGUUGCCCAAGGGCAAGAAGGGUGGCAUGCCAUUCCAAUUCUUCUACAUCGUUUAUCCUUAUCACGCUCCCGAGGUACAACAAUACUCAACUUACGACCCCGUUAUCUCAUGCGGCAUUGGCUCUGGCAGUCGUUUCGUCGACACACUUCCAUUUGGAUUCCCCUUCAAUCGCCCUGUUCGCCACGACUACUACUUCAAUGUUGAUAACAUCAAAUUCUACGAUAUUAAAAUCUAUCACAAAGACGAUCACACCAACUUGGUUUAAGCUUGCAACAUCCAUCUUAACAAUAUUUCAUUGUAAUUUCAAACCAAAGUCUUAUGUAAUAAAUAAAAUUUAAAUGGAAA